This is a messenger RNA of Sapajus apella (tufted capuchin), 3010 nucleotides long. It is a transcript of the gene CR1L, whose product is annotated as complement C3b/C4b receptor 1 like. Lineage: Eukaryota; Metazoa; Chordata; Mammalia; Primates; Cebidae. The record is from RefSeq and is a predicted model, not a curated record. Gene Ontology annotation, biological process: negative regulation of complement activation, classical pathway. Bases 119 to 2812 code for a protein of 897 amino acids. The transcript has 17 exons.
UUUUUAGUUUGAGGAAUGUUGUGUCCAAUAACCAGACUCAGAAGGGACUUCCCUGCUCAGCUGGCUCCGGGUUUCUCUGCUCACCUCCGGAUAAACUACGGCGUUUCCCACGCCGCGCAUGGAGCCUCCCGGCCGCCGCGAGCGUCCCUCUCCUUCCCGGCGCUUUCCUGGGUUGCUUCUGGCAGCCCUGGUGUUGCUGCUGUCCUCCUGCUCCGAUCAAUGCAAUGCUCCUGAAUCGCCUCCAUUUGCCAGGCCUAUCAACCUAACUGAUAAGUCCGAGUUUCCCGUUGGGACGUAUUUGAGAUAUGAAUGCCGCCCUGGUUAUUACGGAAGACCAUUUUCUAUUGUCUGCCUAAAAAACUCAGUCUGGACAAGUGCUACGGACAGCUGCACACGUAGAUCAUGUCGUAAUCCUUCAGAACCUGUGAAUGGCAUGGUGCAUGUGAUCAAAGACAUUAAAUUUGGAUCCCAAAUUAAUUAUUCUUGUAAUAAAGGAUACCGACUCAUUGGUUCCUCGUCUGCCACAUGCAUCGCCUCAGGCAAUACUGUCAUUUGGGAUAAUAAAACACCUCUUUGUGAGAUAAUUCCCUGUGGGCUACCCCCCACCAUCGCCAAUGGAUAUUUCAUUAGCACCAACAGAGAGCGUUUUCACUACGGAUCAGUGGUGACCUACCGCUGCAAUCCUGGGAGCGGAGAGAGAAAUGUGUUUGAGCUCGUGGGUGAGCCCUCCAUAUACUGCACCAGCAAAGAUGAUCAAGUGGGCAUCUGGAGCGGCCCGGCCCCUCAGUGUGUCAUACCUAACAAAUGCAUGCCUCCAAAUGUUGAAAAUGGAGUAAUGGUAUCUGACAACAGAAGCUUAUUUUCCUUAAAUGAAGUUGCGGAGUUCAGGUGUCAGCCUGGCUUUGUCAUGAAAGGAUCCCCCCGUGUGCAAUGCCAGCCCCUGAACAAAUGGGAGCCAGAGUUACCAAGCUGCUCCAGGGUAUGUCAGCCACCUCCAGAUAUCCUGCAUGGUGAGCAUACCCAAAGGGACAAGGACAACUUUUGGCCUGGCCAGGAAGUGUUGUACAGCUGUGAGCCCAGCUAUGAUCUCAGAGGGGCUGCUUCUCUGCACUGCACACCCCAGGGAGACUGGAGCCCUGCAGUCCCCAGAUGUGAAGUGAAAUCCUGCAAUGACUCCCUGGACCAACUUCCUAAUGGCCGUGUGCUGUUUCCACCUAAUCUCCAGCUUGGAGCAAAAGUGGACUUUGUUUGUGACGAAGGAUUUCAAUUAAAAGGCAGCUCUGCUAGUUAUUGCGUCUUGGCUGGAAUGGAAAGCCUUUGGAAUAGCAGUGCUCCAGUGUGUGAACAAAUCUUUUGUCCAAGUCCUCCAGAUAUACCUAAUGGGAGACACACAGGAAAACCUCUGGAAGUCUUUCCCUUUGGAAAAGCAGUAAACUACACAUGCGACCCCCACCCAGACAGCAGGAAGACCUUUGACCUCGUUGGGGAGAGCACCAUCCGAUGCACAAGUGACCCCCAAGGAAAUGGGGUUUGGAGCAGCCCUGCUCCUCACUGUAGAAGUCUGGGUAAAUCAUGUAAAACUCCUUCAGAUCCAAUGAAUGGCGUGGUGCAUGUGAUCACAAACAUCCAGGUUGGAUCCAGAAUCAACUAUUCUUGUAUUACAGGGUACCGCCUCAUUGGUCGGUCAUCUGCUGAAUGUAUCAUCUCAGGCAAUACUGCCCACUGGAGCACAAAGCCACCAAUUUGUCAACAAAUUCCUUGUCGGCCGCCCCCCGCCAUCGCCAAUGGAUAUUUCACUAGCACCAACAGGGAGAUUUUUCACUAUGGAUCAGUGGUGACCUACCACUGCAAUCCUGGAAGCAGAGGGAGAAAUCUGUUUCAGCUCGUGGGUGAGCGCUCCAUACACUGCACCAGCAAUGAGGAUCAAGAGGGCGUCUGGAGCGGCCCGGCCCCUCAGUGCAUUAUACCUAACAAAUGCAUGCCUCCAAAUGUUGAAAAUGGAAUAAUGGUAUCUGACAACAGAAGUUUAUUUUCCUUAAAUGAAGUUGUGGAGUUCAGGUGUCAGCCUGGCUUUGUCAUGAAAGGUUCCCCCCGUGUGCAAUGCCAGCCCCUGAACAAAUGGGAGCCAGAGUUACCAAGCUGCUCCAGGGUGUGUCAGCCACCUCCAGAAAUCCUGCAUGGUGACCAUACCCCAAGUGAUCAGGACCACUUUUCACCUGGACAGGAAGUGUUCUACAGCUGUGAGCCCAGCUAUGACCUCAGAGGGGCUGCUUCUCUGCACUGCACACCUCAGGGAGACUGGAGCCCUGAAGCCCCCAGAUGUGCAGUGAAAUCCUGUGAUGACUUCCUGGGCCAACUCCCUCAUGGCCGUGUGCUGUUUCCACUUGAUCUCCAGCUUGGAGCAAAGGUGUCCUUUGCUUGUGAUGAAGGGUUCCGAUUAAAAGGCAGGUCUGCUAGUCAUUGUGUUUUGACUGGAAUGAAAGCCCUUUGGAACAGCAGUGCUCCAGUGUGUGAACAAAUAUUUUGUCCAAAUCCUCCAGCUAUCUUUAAUGGGAGUCACACAGAAACUCCCCUUGGAGAUAUUCCCUAUGGAAAAGAAGUAUCUUACACAUGCGACCCCCACCCAGGCAGAGGGAUGACCUUCAACCUCAUUGGGGAGAGCACCAUCCGCUGCACAAGUGACCCUCAAGGGAAUGGGAUUUGGAGCAGCCCCGCCCCUCGCUGUGAACUUUCUGCUCCUGCUGGUGUACAUAAUGCUCUCAUCAUCGGUAAGUUUUAUGAAGGGUUUGCUGAGGAGUUUUGGCAUCUUUAACAAGAAGUGCCUACCUAUAAUGAAUGAAAUGUAAAAAGAGAGAUCAAGAUAUCUUGAGUUGUAAGUUCAACUAGAAAGAAAAUAAUGAUGAGUUUAGGCCAGGAUAUGGUGAAACUAGCAUCGUCAUAUGCAUACUGAGGAACCUUCAUCAAAGGCUCUUUACUGUCUUUGAACCAUUACAAAUGAAUAGUCAUUCAU